AUGGGGGAAGAGAGGCUGGUGCACAGUCUCCGUGAUGCCCUGGCCAGCCAGCCCCACCCAGCACAGAAGGAGGAUGCUGACACGCAGACUGCCACCCCCGUGGAACCUCUAGUAAUACAGGAAGCCACGUGGGUUGUAACACAAGACGGAGCCGCACAGACAAUCGUCGCGGCGAAGAACAAGGCAACCCAGGUCAUCAUGGAGGACGCCCCUUGCCCCCUCUUCAAGAUGCAGUUGCAGAAGAUAAAGUGGGAAGUUCUCGUCGCCACGAUAGAAAAAGCCGAGAACGCAAGCAAAGAAGAAGGGUCUAGGACCACUGAAGACGCCGAAGCCGCCGGCUUUGAGGCUGCGAUAGACCCUGUAGUGUCACAAGCAGACACAUACAAGAAGAAGAAGGACAAGAAGAAGAACCUUUCUGGAGAGGAGAGAGCCGAUAGGCUGACAGAUGCAGCUUUUGAUGGGCAAGUGGCCGAGCUGCGUGCUCUGCUCGCAGCCGGGGCGGACAUCGAAGCGCUGGACAGUUCAGGGUGGACUGCUCUGCACGCGGCAGCGAGGGCGGGAAACGUACAGGCCUUGAAGUGUCUGCUGGCGGCGGGGGCAGACGUGGGAGGGAGAAUCGACGGUGGGUUCAGCGCCCUGCAUUGGGCAGCAACAUUGGAAUAUUCGGACUUGGCGAAGUGCCUGCUGGAGGCGCGGGCAGAUGUGGGCGCCAGGGGUGGCUACCAGAAGACGUCUCUGCACUGGGCUGCAGCGAAAGGCCAUUUGGCUGUGGUGCGGCUGCUCUGUGCGGCCUCAGCAGAAGUCAAUGCCAGGGAUCAGUGGGGGUCUACUCCGCUGCACUACGCUGCGUCCUAUGACUACACAGAGGUGGCGGCUGCGAUGUUGGAGGUAGGAGCGGACAGGACGGUCAGGGAUGAGGAUGAGCUCACGCCACUGGACAUCGCCACGGACAAGCAAAACCAGAAGCUCAUAGACGUACUAAGAAGAACCUAG
Molecule: messenger RNA, 993 nt
Organism: Schistocerca americana (American grasshopper)
Lineage: Eukaryota; Metazoa; Arthropoda; Insecta; Orthoptera; Acrididae
Product: serine/threonine-protein phosphatase 6 regulatory ankyrin repeat subunit C-like
Exons: 4
Coding region: 1-993 (330 amino acids)
Molecular function (GO): protein binding
Source: RefSeq, a predicted model, not a curated record